Papaver somniferum (opium poppy) is the source of this 1805-nucleotide messenger RNA. Its product is annotated as protein DETOXIFICATION 56-like. Gene Ontology annotation, cellular component: membrane. NCBI's taxonomy places the organism in Eukaryota, Viridiplantae, Streptophyta, Magnoliopsida, Ranunculales, Papaveraceae. The transcript has a single exon. Gene Ontology annotation, molecular function: antiporter activity; xenobiotic transmembrane transporter activity. Gene Ontology annotation, biological process: xenobiotic detoxification by transmembrane export across the plasma membrane. The record is from RefSeq and is a predicted model, not a curated record. The coding region runs from base 221 to 1723 and encodes 500 amino acids.
CGUUGUCAGCAUGCACUUAUAAGCAUUUCAUCCUAAUUACUCUAUGGUCAGUUACUAGAUUAGAACUAACAGCAAUCUUUCACAAAGUACAUGCUUUCCUCCUCUUGUGAUCACAUUAAAAACACUAGGUAACUAAGUAGCUAACAGUCUCAAAGAAAGAACUAUUGAUAAAUAUAGAGAGACUGAUAAGUAACCCAUCUACCUACUUCGCACAUUAAAGAUGUCUGCAACUCCACUGGAAGAAAAUCCAAAGGAGAAAAUCUCUACUCAAGAUCAAGAAAAGGCAACACCUUCAUCAUCUCCAUAUAUCAUUCUAAGAUGGCCAACGAAUCUCAGAAGAACCAUCCUUACAGAGCUACAAAAACAAAGAGGUAUAUGUAUUCCUUUAGUGGCCAUGAAUUUAACAUGGUUUUUGAAAAUAGCUGUAACGACGGCGUUUUUAGGCCGGCUCGGAGAACUAAAACUAGCUGGUGGAGUUCUCGGUUUAACGUUCGCUAAUGUUACCGGAUUCUCUGUUUUGAAUGGAUUAUGUGGAGCCAUGGAACCUAUUUGUGGUCAAGCUUUUGGAGCUAAAAACUAUAAGCUUCUUCACAAGACUCUUCUCAUGACUACCUUUCUUCCCUUACUCGCAACACUUCCUAUUUCCUUUUUGUGGAUUCAUGUUGAUAAGAUCUUAAUUCACUUUGGCCAACAAAGAGAUAUAUCAAUUGUAGCUAAAGAUUAUCUUAUGUUUCUUCUUCCUGACUUGUUUGUUACUUCAUUUCUUUGUCCUCUUAGAACCUACUUGAAUUCUCAAGGUAUAACAAUUCCUAACAUCGUAACAUCUGCUCUAGCCUUAGCUCUUCAUGUUCCUCUCAACAUCUUCUUAUCGAGAUCGAAGGGUCUUCAAGGAGUUGCAAUGGCUGUUUGGUUAACCGAUCUUUUCAUUGUGAUUUUUCUGGCUGUAUAUGUUUCCCUGACAGAGAAAAGAAAAGGAGAGAGAUGGAAAGAAGGGGGUUGGCUGGAUCAAAGAAUCCAUGACUGGGUUAGAUUGGUAAAGCUCUCUGGAUCAUGCUGUCUAACAACUUGUCUUGAAUGGUGGUGCCUUGAGAUCUUAGUCCUACUAACUGGACGAUUACCUGAUGCUGAACGAUCCGUUUCAGUGUUAGCAGUAGUGUUAAAUUUCGAUUACCUACUAUACUCGGUCAUGUUAUCACUAGCCACUUGUGCGUCGACGCGUGUCUCUAAUGAACUCGGAGCAAACCAGGCUCAGAUUGCUUAUGAAUCAGGUUAUGUUUCUUUGGGUGUUGGCGUCUUUUCUGGUUUCAUUGGUGGUUCUGUAAUGCUAGCUGCCAGAGGAAUUUGGGGACCUAUAUUUACCCCUAAUAAAGUAGUUGUAGCAGGUGUGAAGAGAAUUAUGCCACUAAUGGCAGUGGUGGAGUUAGUUAAUUUUCCAGUGGCAGUUAUCGGAGGAAUUGUGCGAGGAACUGCUCAACCGUGGUUAAGUAUGUAUGCGAAUCUCCGAGGGUUUUACUUGAUGACUCUGCCUCUAGGUGUGAUCUUAGCUUUCAAAGCUGGGAUGAAUUUAAGUGGUUUACUGCUGGGAUUUUUAGUUGGGAUGAUUUCUUGUUUGUUGCUGUUGCUAGUUUUUGUUCUGAGGAUUGACUGGGUUAAGGAAGCUGAUAAAGCACAUAAACUUGCUUCUGUCAUGGAAGAAGAGGUUUCUACUGCAGGUAGGAGUUAGGACUCUUGUAAAAAUGCAUAUUGUCUGUAAGUGAGAAAUCACUUGAUUCUUAUUUGAUGAACAAAAUUCUGUUUCAUAUAAA